This is a messenger RNA of Portunus trituberculatus (swimming crab), 2073 nucleotides long. Its product is annotated as tigger transposable element-derived protein 6-like. The transcript has 2 exons. Gene Ontology annotation, cellular component: nucleus. Gene Ontology annotation, molecular function: DNA binding. The record is from RefSeq and is a predicted model, not a curated record. NCBI's taxonomy places the organism in Eukaryota, Metazoa, Arthropoda, Malacostraca, Decapoda, Portunidae. The coding region runs from base 104 to 1855 and encodes 583 amino acids.
CGGUUCAAAUGUGUGUUGGCCAGUGCGGACAUCGCUGCGGCAGAGGGAGGUGGAUUGCGCAAGUGCUCUUGAAUUUUAGAAAUUUACUGAUUUCGGCCUUGAAAUGGUUCGGAACUACAAAAGAAAGACUGAACGUGGGUCAGCAACACCCCAACUAAUGCAGGAGGCUGCUGAUUUUGUUCGAAAUAAGAAUAAAUCAGUGAGAGAGUCCGCACAACUGUUUGGUGUCCACUACUCAACCUUACAACGAUUUAUUCACAAAACCUCUGGCAACACUGCUAAAAACAAUACACAUGUAGGAUAUGCCAAACCAAGACAAGUAUUUACAUGUGAGCAGGAAGAAGAAUUAGUAUCCUAUCUGAAAACAGCAGCAGCAAUUUAUUUUGGUCUUUCUCCGAGAGAAGUCAAGGAACUGGCUUUCAAAUGCGCCAAUGAAGCAAAGAUAGAAAUGCCUGAUAAUUGGCGCAAUGAUAAAUAUGCUGGAAAAGACUGGUUUUCAGGUUUCAUGAAGCGACAUGGACAAGAACUCUCAAUUAGACAACCUGAAGCGACAAGUUUGUCCAGAGCUACAAGUUUCAACAAGCAUAAUGUAGAGUUAUUUUUCUCCAAGCUUUCUUCUCUCAUGGAUAAGUAUAAAUUUGAACCUCAAGACAUAUGGAAUGCUGAUGAAAGUGGAGUGACAACUGUUCAGAAACCUCGUGCAGUGGUAGCAGUUAAGGGCACAAAGCAAGUUGGCUCUCUUACCUCAGCUGAGAGAGGACAACUUGUUACAUUUUGUGUUGCUGUCAGUGCCAUUGGAGGGUCUGUUCCUCCCAUGUUGAUAUUUCCACGGAAAAACUACCAUGAUCAUUUCAUAAGGGAUGGCCCAGAAGGAUCAAUUGGAGCCUGUCACCCUUCUGGAUGGAUGACACAGGAUAACUUCUUACUGUUUAUGAAGCAUUUCAUUAAGCAUACAAAAGCAACUGUCGAGAAACCUAUCUUGUUGUUGCUAAAUAUUCACCAAUCUCAUGUUAACUAUGAUGUUAUCACAUUAUGCAAGGAAAAUGGAGUGGUUUUGCUGUCAUUUCCUCCACACUGCUCCCACAAGUUGCAGCCCUUAGAUAGGUCUGUUUAUGGACCUUUCAAGCGUUACCUGAGUUCAGCUCAGAAUGACUGGUUACGGAAUAAUCCUGGAAAAAGAAUGACCAUUUACGACAUUCCUUCUCAAGUAAAAAAAGCUUUUCUGAGAGCUUCAACUCCCAUUAACAUCACGAGUGGCUUUAAAGUCAGCGGCAUCAGUCCUUUGAAUACAAAUAUCUUUGAUGACUGGGAGUUUGCUCCCUCUUCAGUAACGGAUCGCCCAGUGAGGCAGCAAUGUGAACAGGAUGCGGCCAAAGCAAUGCAAGAUGUCUCAGAGGUUUCAAAAUCGGUAGAUGAACAUUGGUUUUCUUCCACUUCUGCAUCAAUGGAACCCCAUCCUUCCUCUUCUACAGCCAGUGAACCCCUUCCUUCCACUUCAACUGCAGUAGGACCACAACCAGCAGUAGCUUCUUUCAUUACUGAUCAAGUUGAAACUGCAAAUGUUGGUGAGUCUUCCCUUUGCCCAGAAAAAAUCAUGCCACAUCCAAAAGCAACACCUCGGAAAAAGAAAUGUAAUACAGGCAGAAAAGCACGUAAAAGUGCCAUAUUAACAGACACACCUGAAAGAAAUGCUCUGUUUGCUGAAGCCAUUAAGAAAAAAACAAAAAGAAUGAUGUCAAAGAAAAGAAAGCCACCAAGAAAAGGAAGCAGGAGUUUUUACACAAAGUUCGAUCCAAAAAACCUGUUGAAAAGUACGACAUAUCCAGCUCAGACGACGAAGACUGGUAUUGUCUGAUUUGUGUAGAACCAUAUUCCAAUAGCAGGCCCCGGGAGAAAUGGAUUCAAUGUAGUACAUGCAGAGGAUGGUCUCAUGAGGAAUGUUUGGGAACAGAUGGAGGUAUAUAUUAUAUUUGUCAUAACUGUGAAUCUGAUGAUGAAUAAAUUUAAGGUUCAUCGGUUCAGUUUAUUGUGGAUUUCUAUUUUCUUAUCAUUUAAAUAAACUCUCAAAAGUUA